AUGACGAUUCGUCACUACCCCUGGUGGCCUCUUAGCAAGGUGGAAGCGGCAUGGCUGCAUUUUACCCUUCAUGUCCGGUGGAAAGAUCUGGAAGAUCCGAGUAGCUGGAAGUCGAGCCGUGGCGACGUAUCUACCCUCGAGCUGUCUCAGCCAUGCGCGGCUGAACUCAGCAGAGACCAUGCUAAAGGAGAGUCUUUGCUGUUAACAGAAGAGGAUGCCGAUGGACACGGCCCAGUGUGGUGGGCCACUGCAGUUAAGCGGGACAUCAAGCACAAUUUUGCCCAUUGGCUGAUUUUUGUCUUGACAUGCAUUGGCUGGAUUUUUGGCUUUAGCUUCCUCAGCAAGAGUUUGUGGUACUCAUCCGCAGCCAAUAUUGGAGGGGAGAAAAACCAGUCCGACCUGCAAUUUUACGGAUGCACAACAACGUACUGGCUACGGAAUGCAGACUGCGGACUCGACGGUCAGUCUUGUGUCCCCUUUGCUUCCAACGUCUCAGUUCCGUUCAGAUGUCCAAACGGAUGCAGUUCAACAACCCUAGGUGCAGCACGCGCUGUCGGAGCCGAAAUUAUCAACUGGAAGCCCCUCAUUGUCGGGGGAGGGGAUGUGCAGCAGACGUAUCGCGCCGAUUCGUGGGUAUGCGCGUCCGCCAUUCACGCUGGCCUCUUCUCUGAUUUAAAAGGAGGCUGCGGUGUGCUCAGCCUCGUCGGCACGUAUUCCGAUUACGAGGCCAAGGUCGCCAACGGACUAGGUAGCUUGUCUUUCAAUUCAACCUUUCCAAGUUCUUAUCGGCUUGAGCGCAUGGACAAUGGGACCGGCUGCUCUGAUGACCGGUGGAAAGGUUACUUUCUCAACGUUGUUCUCUCCUCCUUUGUUGGCUUUGUGCUGCAGCCGAAGCCAAUCGUCUUUUUUUGGCUCCUCGUCUGCCUUGGCUUUUGGCACGUCAACAUGAUCUCCGAGCCCCGCGAUUUCCCGCCUCCCAUUGGCGUCCCCUUUGGAGACUUUUUGCCAACCCUCUUCACGGCAUAUGCGAUUUGGAAGUUGGCAGUGCGCUUCGUUUGGCCGGCGUUCAAUCGCUUACCAAUAGAGCGGACAAUCUGGCAGCUCGGCUUCUACUGGCUCGGUACGCUGCUCAAUGUCGUCUUUGCAAGCGUGCCCCUCAAUCGGCUUGUCGCAUCCGACCUCCGGUCGCAACCAGGUGCUCUGACCUCGUUGAUCAUUAUUAUUAUCGUAGUGGUGAUCAUCGUCAUCAAUCAAUUGCGAGUCGUUCGCAAGACCGGUUAUCUCCCAAAAUACCUCACGCUUUACAUCACCGGCGGCAUCAUUGUCGGCAUACUUGCUGCUGUGCCAGGAGAGUCACUUCGUUUGCACCACUACAUCAUUUCUCUCGUGCUGCUGCCUGGCGCAGCUUUUCCGACAAGGCUCUGUCUAAUCUACUCCUCCUUCCUGCUGGGGAUGUUCCUUAAUGGUGUCGGCCGAUGGGGCUUCGACGGCUUGCUCCAGGAUGUUGCUACUGUUCGUGGGGAUGGCAUCAUCAGUUCAGACCUACCAAGCUUUGCUACGCAACAAGCCACUUGGGCUGGCGUGGUUGCAAACUCGACGAAUACUACAGCAUCGAGAGGCACCGUAACCUGGACACCUAUCCCGGUCAAUCUAACCAGCAGCUGGGACAGUUUCGCCUUGCUUGUGGAUGACGUUUUGCGCUACCAAGGCACGGCAACGUCGUUCAAUAUCUCUUCGAUCCUCUCCGACUACGAAUCAGACGCGGCCAAGAACUUGACCAAUUCGCUUAAUGAUGUAUCUGUCGUAUCGCUAUCUCAGCAACUCGCAUCGGAGCCGCACUACCUUCGCCUAGCAUACGUCUCGCAGGGUCAGUACGGAGAUUUCACCCAGGCCGCGACGGCAUUCUACAAUGGGACUUGGAUAGACGCUCCCCCUGGUGCAACAUAA
This is a messenger RNA of Tilletiaria anomala UBC 951, 1947 nucleotides long. RefSeq lists its product as uncharacterized. The transcript is spliced from 2 exons. Bases 1 to 1947 code for a protein of 648 amino acids. The record is from RefSeq and is a predicted model, not a curated record. NCBI's taxonomy places the organism in Eukaryota, Fungi, Basidiomycota, Exobasidiomycetes, Georgefischeriales, Tilletiariaceae.